Molecule: messenger RNA, 3972 nt
Organism: Carlito syrichta (Philippine tarsier)
Lineage: Eukaryota; Metazoa; Chordata; Mammalia; Primates; Tarsiidae
Gene: ADAMTS13
Product: ADAM metallopeptidase with thrombospondin type 1 motif 13
Exons: 27
Biological process (GO): proteolysis; extracellular matrix organization
Cellular component (GO): extracellular matrix
Molecular function (GO): metalloendopeptidase activity
Source: RefSeq, a predicted model, not a curated record
AUGUCUGAGGGCUUCUCUGGGUGCCUUCCCCCUCCCCAUAGGCCCAUUGGUGACUUUGAUCAAAAGACUGGCCACUCUCCUUCCCAGGGCCUCCAGAGACAGAGGCGAGCUGCCGGAAGCAUCCUGCAUCUUGAAUUGCUGGUGGCCGUGGGCCCUGACGUCUACCAGGCUCACCAGGAGGACACGGAGCGCUAUGUACUCACCAACCUCAACAUCGGGUCAGAACUGCUGAGGGACCCGUCCCUGGGGGUCCAGUUCCGUGUGCACCUGGUGAAGAUGAUCCUUCUGAAGGAGCCCAAGGAUGCUCCAAAUAUCACAGCCAACAUCACAUCGUCACUGCUGGGUGUCUGUGAAUGGAGCCGGACAAUUAACCCUGAGAACGACACGGACCCUGGGCACGCUGACCUGGUCCUCUACAUCACCAGGUUUGACCUGGAGUUGCCUGAUGGGAACCGGCAUGUGAGAGGGGUCACACAGCUGGGGGGCGCCUGUUCCCCUUCCUGGAGCUGCCUCAUCACUGAGGACACUGGUUUUGACCUGGGGGUCACCAUUGCUCAUGAGAUUGGGCACAGCUUCGGUCUGGAGCACGACGGCGCGCCGGGCAGCAGCUGCGGCCCCGGCGGACACGUGAUGGCCACGGAUGGCGCCGCGGCCGCCCGCGCCGGCCUCGCCUGGUCCGUCUGCAGCCGCCGGCAGCUGCGGCGCCUGCUCAGGUAGCGGCGGGCGCGCUGUGUGUGGGACCCGCCGCGGCCCCGGCCCCGGCCCCGGCCCACGGGGCACCGGCAAGAGGCGCAGCCUGGCCUCUACUACAGCGUCGAGGAGCAGUGCCGCGUCGCCUUCGGCCCCGCCGCUGUCGCCUGCACCUUCGCCAGGGAGCACCUAGACUUGUGCCAGGCUCUCUCCUGUCACACGGACCCGCUGGACCAAAGUAGCUGCAGUCGCCUCCUGGUUCCGCUCCUAGACGGGACAGAGUGUGGCGUGGAGAAGUGGUGCUCCAAGGGUCGCUGCCGUUCCCUGGCAGAGCUGCCCCCGGUUACGGCGGUGCACGGCCACUGGUCCAGCUGGGGCCCCGAAAGUCCUUGCUCGCGCUCCUGCGGAGGAGGCGUGGUCACCAGGAGGCGGCGGUGCAGCAAGCCCAGACCUGCCUUUGGGGGGCGUGCGUGUGUUGGCGCUGACCUCCAGGCUGAGAUGUGCAACACCCAGGCCUGCCAGAAGACCCAGCUGGAGUUCAUGUCUGAGCAGUGUGCGGGGACGGAUGACCAGCCGCUGCACUUCCCUGCUGGCAGUACCUCCUUCUACCGCUGGGGCGCUGCGGUGCAGCACAGUCAAGGGGAUGCUCUGUGUAGACACAUGUGUCGUGCUAUUGGCGAGAGCUUCAUUGUGAGCCGUGGAGACAGCUUCCUGGAUGGGACCCGGUGUGUGCCAAGUGGCCCUCGUCAGGAUGGGACCCUGAAUUUGUGCGUGUCCGGCAGCUGCAGGACGUUUGGCUGUGAUGGCAGGAUGGACUCCCAGAAGGGACGGGAUGCGUGCCAGGUGUGUGGCGGGGACAACAGCACGUGCAUCCCACACAACGGCUCUUUCACGGCCGGGAGAGCCAGAGAAUAUGUCACAUUUCUGACGGUUACUCCCAACAUGACCAGUGUAUACAUCACCAACCGCAGGCCUCUCUUUACACACUUAGCGGUGAGGAUUGGAGGGCGCUACGUCGUGGCUGGUGACAUGAGCAUCUCCCCAAGCACCACCUACCCCUCCCUCCUGGAGGACAGCCGUGUUGAGUACAGAGUGACCCUCACCAAAGACCGGCUGCCCCACCUCGAGGAGGUCCACAUCCGGGGACCCUUCCGGGAAGACAUCGAGAUCCAGGUUUACCGGCGAUAUGGAAAGGAGUAUGGCAACCUCACCUGCCCAGACAUCAUCUUCACCUACUUCCAGCCUAAGCCGAGGGGGGCCUUGGAGUGGGCCGCUGUGCGUGGGCCCUGCUCGGUGAGCUGUGGGGCAGGGCUGCGCUGGGUGACCUACAGCUGUCUGGACCCAGCUGGGAAGGAAUGGAAGGAGGCCACCUGGUGUCAGGGAAGCCCGCAGCCACCGGCGUGGCCAGAGGCCUGUGUCUCCACGCCCUGUCCCCCAUACUGGGCAGCUGGAAACUUUGGCCCAUGCAGCGCCUCCUGUGGGGGAGGCCUGCGGGAGCGGGCAGUGCACUGUGUGGAAGCCCAGGGCAGCCUUUUGAGGACGUUGCCGCCGGCCCGGUGUGGAGGGGGGGCCCAGCAGCUGGCCUCAGAGGUGGAGACCUGCAACUCCCAGCCCUGCCCUCCCAGGUGGGAGGCAUCAGAGCCUGGUCCAUGCACAUCGACCCAAGGAGCAGACCUGGCCUUGCAGAGUGUGGCAUGUGUGCAGGGGGCAGAUGGCCUGGAAACUCCAGUCACAGUAGGACCCAGCUCCACAGACGAGAAGCCACCUGCUCUGGAGCCCUGUACCAGGAUGUCAUGUCCUCCUGGCUGGGGCCGUCUGGACCCCAACGCUCCGGGGAAGGAGGAGGCACCCUCCCCACAGGGCAGUGCUGGGCAGGGGUCACAUGCUGAACACAUGUGGACUCCUCUGAAGGGGCCAUGCUCUGUCUCCUGCGGACGAGGCCUGAUGGAGGUACGUUUCCUGUGCAUGGACUCUGCCCUCAGGGCUCCUGUCCGGGAAGAGCUGUGUGACCUGGCAAGCAAGCCUGGGAGCCGACGGGAGGUCUGCCAGGCUGCCCCGUGCCCUGCCCGGUGGAAGGUCAUGUCCCUUGGCCCGUGCUCAGCCAGUUGUGGCCUUGGCACUGCUAGGCACAAGGUGGCCUGUGUGCAGCUCCACCAAGGCCAGGACAUAGAGGUGGAUGAGGUGGCCUGUGCGGCUCUGGCACGACCCCAGGCCAAUGUCCCAUGCCUCGCUGCUGACUGCACUUACCGCUGGCACGUCAGCCCCUGGACGGAGUGCUCCGUCUCCUGUGGGGAUGGCAUUCAGCGCCGGCGUGACGUCUGCCUUGGACUACCAGCCCAGGCACCAGUACCAGCUGGCUUCUGCCAGCACUUGCCCAAGCCAGUGACUGUGCGCGGCUGCUGGGCCGGCCCCUGUGUGGGGCAGGGGACACCCAGCCUGGCGCCCCAUGAGGAAGCUACCACUCCGGGUCAGACCACAGCCUCAUCUGCGGAUGCUGCCCUGGAGUGGCCUCAGCCCCGGGCCCAGGCCCGUGUCCUUUCCACAGCUCCCCAGCCCCGGCGGUUCCUGCCUGGGCCCCUGGAAAGCCCACCGCAGUCCAGUACUUGUGGCAGGCAGCACCUUGAGCCAACAGGAACCAUUGACAUGCGAGGCCCAGGGCAGGCGGACUGUGUGGUGGCCAUUGGGCGGCCCCUGGGGGAGGUGGUGACCCUUCAAGUCCUCGAGAGUUCCCUUAACUGUAGUGUGGGGGAGAUGUUGCUGAUUUGGGGCCGGCUUACGUGGCGGAAGACCUGCAGGAGGCUGUCUGGCGUGACUUUCAGCUCCAAGACCAACACACUGGUGGUGAGGCAGCGCCGCGUGCAGCCGGGAGGAGGGGUGCUGCUUCGGUAUGGGAGCCAGCCUGCCCCGGGAGCCUUCCACAGAGAAUGUGAUGUGCAACUCUUUGGACCCUGGGGUGACAUCGUGAGCCCCUCGCUGAGUCCAGGCAGGAGGAACGCAGGGGGCUGCCGGCUCUUCAUCAACGUGGCUCCACAGGCCCGGAUUGCCAUCCAUGCCCUGGCCUCCGACAUGGGCAGUGGAUCUGAGGGAGCCAAUGCCAGUUACAUCUCGAUCCGGGACAUCCACAGCCUGAGGACUACAACAUUCCGUGGGCAGCAGGCGCUCUACUGGGAGUCAGAGGGCAGCCAGGCGGAGAUGGAGUUUAGUGAGGGCUUCCUGGAGGCACAGGCCAGCCUGCGGGGUCAGUACUGGACCCUUCAAUCUCGGAUGCGGAAGAGGCUAUGA